GCAUCCGUAACGCAAUGGCUCGCUUUUUCGCGUCUUCGGACGACUUGCUCGAUUGCUUGCAACUUGAGCUGAGCCAGUCUCCAGUGAUUCAACCAACACCGCCGCAGCCAUCAUCGUCAUCAUCAUCCUCCUCCUCUGCGCCAGUCCAAAGUGCUCCGACCGUGUUGUUGUCAGAACGCUCACUUUGUAUGCUCGACAGCACGACUGGUCUCAAACGCCGCUGCAGCACCGACGACAUUGACGCUGCUGCCACUGCUGCCACUCUCGGCUGCUCUUCCACUACUGCUCCUGCAUUCACUGCGCGCGAUAGCUCUGCCGUCGUCAUCAUCGAGUCGCCCGUUGCAAGCAGAACUCACUCUGCCGCUAAACGCAUUCGCAUGUCCCCGCCACCGCCACUGCCUGGUCCUCGUCCUCAUCAUUCUGGUCUUCCAUUGAAACAAGCACAGAAUUCAAUGGCUGACAGCACUGCAGCAGCAGACCGCGAUGAAACGGAAGCCGUAGCGAUGAUGGCAGUCGAGUCGUCCAGCAGCAGCUCUGAGCAACUGAGCGCAUCGACGCCCGUCGAUAAUCGAGCAUUCAGAGGCCUCGCCACGACGACCACUACUAAUAUUGGCUUGGAUGGAUCUCAAGCGAGUAAUUGCAGUGUUGGUGCAACGUCCACAGCAUCCACCGCAUCUUGGACUGCUCCGCCGCCCGCAACUGCUGCUACCUCUGCCGCUGUUGCUGCUGCACCGCUUCGUGUUCUCAGUGACUUGUAUCACAGCCCAUGCUCUUGCAAUUCCAGUGCAACCAGCACUUCAAAUGCCAGCGCCAAACCCUCGUCGUCCGCUCGAUCUGCCGCCACAGCCACACGGACAACCACCGCUUCAAAGGCACGUGCCACGUUUGCUCCAACAUGCAUCUAUCUUAUCGACAAACUUCUCGGUGCUCAGCGCUGGAACAUCUUUGUCAACAAGGUGACUGCGCUCGGCGGCCGCUUGUGCUCGCACCUGUGCCCCAAUACAACACACCUUGUGACGGCACUUCCACGGAGUCGACUGCUAGAAACAGAGCCCGACCUCGUGCUUGUUGCCGAUCGUGUGCUGGCCGUAGCAGCGGAGUGGCUGUCCGAGUCCAUUCGCCGCGGCACCCCUUGCGACACUGCCUCGUUUCUGCUCACGAUUCCAUCUCCCGAAGAGCAAGAGGCUCAGCAGCGUCGAGAGGAAAUGAUUGCACAGCGCGAGGAAGAGCAGCAAGCGCUUUUAGUCGCGCAGAAGGCUGCAUCCAGCGCAUCGUGGGUCCGACGGGCUGCGGAAAAUAAAAAACGCCUUCUCGGCACCGUCCAAAAAGCACAGCAAGGCGACUCCUCUGGCGACUCGUCCGAUGAUGAACGAAACAGCAGCAUGCCCCUUCGUUCCCGACCCGAGGUAGCAACAGCUGCUCCUCCCUCGACCAGUGCUGCCAACCCCAGCAAUGACCCAGCAGAAACAACCUUCUCGCGCUUCAACAAGGCGUUUGACGCAGCAUUUGCCGAAGUGGACAGGUCGCAUUCCAAUAGUCGCAUGAAGCUAAAGCGCGAUACAGGCGUGAAGGACGAGCAGUCUGGCAGCGACGAGGCGGAAGGCUCUGGCGACUCUGACUGGGAGCAGGCAAGCGUUGCAGAAGAGCAGGCCAGCUCCACAAGACAAACACGGUGGCUUUCGACUUUUGCAUGCGGGCGACCUUCCUCCGACCAGCCCAUCAACCACAACAAGCAAGUCACGGACAUUUUUGAAAUGCUCGAGGGCGACUAUCGCGCUCAAAAGGAUACAUGGCGCGCCAUGGGCUACCAGAAGGCCAUCACCGCACUCAAGCAUCACCACAAGCCGAUCGAGUCGUUUGCCGAAGCUCUGGCUCUCCCCAACGUGGGAGAGCGACUUGCCAAGAAGGUUUGGGAAAUUGUCUCGACAGGGCAUCUUCGCCGCCUGGACGAUCGCGACCCUCGACUCAAGGUUAUUCUUGAAAUGUCGCAAGUGUAUGGCGUGGGGCCCACCACGGCGCAAAAGCUGUACGCAAAAGGAAUCCACUCCAUGGACCAGCUACGAGCCCAAGCUUCGCAACUGCCCCCGAUCAUGCAAAUCGGCGUCAAGCAUUAUGACGAUCUCUUGAAGAAAAUCCCGCGAGCUGAGGUCACAUUGAUUGGGACGAAGGUGUAUCACUUUGCAAAGCAAAUCAAUAGCGGCGUGCUGGUUGCAAUCUGCGGCUCUUACCGACGUGGCAAAGACACGUGCGGUGAUGUGGAUAUUCUUCUGUCGCAUCCGGACGGACGAGCGCACACGGACAUUUAUAAUCGACUCAUUCCCAUCCUCAAGCGCGACGGCCUAUUAACAGACCAUCUGAGCGAAGGCCACGACGGCACGCAGCACAAGUACAUGGGCAUCUGCCGCGUGACGGAGCACGACUGGGAUGUGUUUGGCGAGAUGGCCGUUGCCGCCGCCUCCUGUGCAGCCUUCACGGCCACAACCACAUCUCACAUGAUGCCCGACUUUUCCAUGACCAUCGGCUCGAGCCAGAGCAGCAGCAGCAGCUUGCCUUCUGCGAGCGGGACUCUCGACUCGGAUGAGAAUCCGCCGUCGGCUGCUGCAGCAACCAUCGCUCCUGGUCUGCCAACAUCAGCGCUUCCGAUAUCCUCCACAGCCGGGCGCGUUCCUGAUGGACGACCUGUGCCGUUCACCAACUUCCACCGCCGCAUCGAUUUGAUUGCCGUGCCGUUGAAGGAAUGGGGCACCGCCUUGCUGUACUUUACCGGCUCUGGCUACUUUAAUCGUUCCAUGCGACUGCUCGCGCGUAAACGCCACAUGUCCCUCUCCCAGCACUCGCUCAAUGUUGGCGUCAAACGGCUGCGGGCUGAAAAGCUCACCGAGGGCGAGCCUUUGUUAACACCCACCGAGCACUCUGUGUUUGAGGCGCUUGGACUUCCUUAUCUUGCACCGCACGAGCGGAAUGUGUAAACAUGUUGUUAAUGGCUGAGUGUGUUUGAUUAUUUAGCGCUGUUAGUUGCAAUGUCCUCGCUUUUUGGUGGAUGUGACGUCUUUGAAAUUUGAAUGUUUUCGCUUUCAGAAGACAAAACAAACAAGGUUGAAUUUUACUACAAAUACAGAAUAGUCGCGUCGAA
Molecule: messenger RNA, 3133 nt
Organism: Capsaspora owczarzaki ATCC 30864
Lineage: Eukaryota; Filasterea; Ministeriida; Capsasporidae
Product: polymerase
Exons: 4
Coding region: 15-2969 (984 amino acids)
Biological process (GO): double-strand break repair via nonhomologous end joining
Cellular component (GO): nucleus
Molecular function (GO): DNA-directed DNA polymerase activity; DNA binding
Source: RefSeq, a predicted model, not a curated record